Molecule: messenger RNA, 789 nt
Organism: Triticum turgidum subsp. durum (durum wheat)
Lineage: Eukaryota; Viridiplantae; Streptophyta; Magnoliopsida; Poales; Poaceae
Source: the annotation of a GenBank genome assembly
AUGUCUGUGCAGUGCACCGCAAACUCACUCCGGGCUCUUGCUGCCCUCCCGGCGCCAUCCCCCUCCCGCCGCCUGGCGAGAAAUGAAUUCCUUAUGCCAUGCCGCCCGAGUCGCACCGGUGCGCUGGUCCGAGCUGCGGAUUCUUCGCCUCCUGCCGCACCCGCGUCAUCGUCCGGAGCAGCCGACGACAAGGCCGUCAUCCCCGACGAUGAGUUCACCCUCGCCAAGGUGUCUUUUGGCGUGAUUGGACUAGGGAUAGGUGGCUCCCUCUUGUCGUAUGGAUUUGGGGCGUAUUUCAAUCUUCUCCCUGGUUCGGAGUGGUCUGCUCUGAUGCUAACCUACGGAUUUCCUCUCACAAUCAUAGGCAUGGCCUUAAAGUAUGCUGAACUGAAACCAGUGCCCUGCAUAACCUACUCUGAUGCUUUCGCUCUAAGAGAGAAGUGUGCUACCCCUAUCCUCAAGCAGGUCAGGAGUGAUGUUACACGUUAUAGAUAUGGUGAUGAGCAGCAUCUCGAUGAAGCGCUAAAGCGGAUCUUUCAAUAUGGUUUGGGUGGCGGCAUUCCAAGACGUAGUGCACCUAUAUUACAAAAGAUUCAAGAAGUAACUGAUGAUGGGAAAUACUGUUUAGUACUGGAAUUCGAAGCCAAAUCGUUGGAGCUAUCAGAUUUUGAGAAGAGGCAGGCAAAAUUCACCUCCUUUUUCGGUCCUGGAAUUAAGGCUGAAAUUGGAAAAGGUGGUGACGACCUAUAUGAAGUGCGUCUUAUCUCGGAGACCACAGAGGAAGAGUGA